CGCUUCAGCACCCUCCCAGAAAUCCCCACACUGCGCAUGCGCGGCUAAAGCGCGCUACCGCAGACAGGGGGCGUCAACAUGGCGCUGUCUCCUCCGCGACCGCACUGACUGCAACCUGCCAAUGAGAGAGAGAGCGAGAGAGAGAGGAGAGAGACAGAAAGAGGAGAGAAAGCGAGAGAAGCGUAGGUUUCCAUUCCUGUCAAGCCUCCAUCAUUUUUUUCUCCUACACCUAUGAGUCCCUACACAUUUUCAGGUGGAUAGGGUGAAUUUCCAGAGUUUUUCAAACGCCGCUCCCCCUUGUUUCACCUGCGCAGUGGAUGGUUUUUGUUCGGCGGCAGCAGCAGACGCCCGAGCUUGUAGAGCAGGUGUGAGGGACAGCGGCGACCGCUCCUCUCCUCCCUGUUUCCGAGGGGAAAUGUCGAGCGAGAAGCCGGUUUCAGCACCACCGGGCUCUGCUUCUUCGCUCACGGACACGGACCGAGAGUCCCAUCCUCCGGCGGGCUCCUCCGCGCAGCAGCCGCCGCCACCGCAGCAGCAGCAGCAGGUCGCCGCGGGCGCUGGCUCCGGCACCGGCACCACCGGGGAAAGGAUGGUGUCUGCAGCCGGCUCUAUGGUCCUCCCAGCCGGGGUGAUCAACCCCGCUGUUCCGAUAAGGAAUAUCCAGAUGAAAUUUGCCGUGCUGGUGGGCCUGAUCCAGGUCGGGGAGGUUAGCAACAGGGACAUCGUGGAGACGGUGCUGAACCUGCUGGUGGGCGGCGAGUUUGACCUGGAGAUGAACUUCAUCAUCCAGGAGGCGGAGAGCAUCGGCUGCAUGGUGGAGCUGCUUUCCCACUGCGAGGUGACGUGCCAGGCGGAGAUCUGGAGCAUGUUCACAGCCAUACUCCGCAAGAGUGUGCGCAACCUGCAGACCAGCACCGAGGUCGGCCUCAUCCAGCAGGUGUUGCUGAAGAUGAGCACUGUGGACGACAUGAUCGCGGACCUUCUGGUGGACAUGCUGGGAGUCAUGGCCAGCUACAGCAUCACAGUCAAGGAGUUGAAGCUGCUCUUUAGUAUGCUGAGGGGCGAAAACGGCAUCUGGCCAAGACACGCUAUCAAGCUGUUGUCAGUGUUGAACCAGAUGCCACAGAGACACGGCCCGGACACCUUUUUCAACUUUCCAGGCCGGAGUGCAGCGGCUAUAGCUUUACCACCAAUUGCCAAAUGGCCAUAUCAGAACGGAUUCACUAUCAACACUUGGUUCAGGCAGGAUCCACUCAACAACAUCAAUGUGGAUAAAGACAAGCCGUACCUCUACUGUUUUCGCACCAGUAAAGGAAUAGGUUACUCCGCGCACUUUGUGGGAAACUGCCUCAUUGUGACAUCGUUGAAGUCGAAAGGAAAAGGCUUUCAGCACUGCGUGAAAUAUGAUUUCCAGCCCCGCAAGUGGUAUAUGAUCAGCAUCGUCCACAUCUACAACCGCUGGAGGAACUCUGAGAUCCGUUGCUAUGUGAACGGUCAGCUGGUCUCCUAUGGUGACAUGGCCUGGCAUGUCAACACCAACGAUAGUUACGACAAGUGUUUCCUGGGUUCAUCAGAGACAGCAGAUGCUAACAGGGUGUUCUGCGGUCAGCUGGGAGCCAUUUACGUUUUCAGUGAAGCUCUCAACCCAGCUCAGAUUUUUGCUAUUCACCAGCUCGGCCCAGGAUACAAGAGCACUUUCAAGUUCAAGUCCGAGAGCGACAUCCACUUGGCUGAGCACCACAAGCAGGUGUUGUAUGAUGGAAAGCUGGCCAGCUCCAUCUCUUUCACCUACAACGCCAAGGCAACGGAUGCCCAGCUCUGCCUGGAGUCGUCGCCCAGGGAAAACCCUUCCAUCUUCGUCCACUCACCGCACGCACUCAUGCUACAGGAUGUGAAGGCUAUUGUUACCCACUCCAUCCACAGUGCCAUUCACUCUAUAGGAGGCAUACAGGUCCUGUUCCCUCUCUUUGCUCAGCUGGACUACAAGCAGCUCAAUGACAGCAGUGUGGAUACCACUGUCUGUGCUACUCUGCUGGCAUUCCUGGUGGAGCUGCUGAAAAGCUCAGUGGCCAUGCAGGAGCAAAUGCUGGGCGGUAAAGGCUUUCUGGUGAUCGGAUACCUGCUCGAGAAGUCUUCACGGGUCCACAUCACCAGGGCAGUGCUCGAGCAGUUCCUGUCCUUUGCCAAGUAUCUGGAUGGUUUACCUCAUGGAGCGCCACUCCUCAAACAGCUCUGUGACCAUGUCCUCUUCAACGCUGCCAUCUGGAUACACACCCCCGCCAAGGUCCAGCUGUCCCUGUACACAUACCUGUCAUCAGAGUUCAUCGGCACUGCCACCAUCUACACCACCAUUCGCCGCAUCGGCACCGUCCUGCAGCUGAUGCACACUCUGAAGUACUACUACUGGGCAAUCAACCCCCUGGAGUGCAGUGGAAUCACCCCCAAAGGUCUUGAUGGACCACGACCGUCCCAAAAGGAGAUCAUCUCACUCAGAGCCUUCAUGCUCCUCUUCCUCAAACAACUUAUACUCAAGGACCGGGGCGUGAAGGAGGACGAGCUGCAGAGCAUUCUCAACUAUCUACUGACCAUGCAUGAGGAUGAGAAUAUUCACGACGUGCUCCAGCUGUUAGUGGCCCUUAUGUCUGAACACCCGGCGUCCAUGAUCCCUGCAUUUGACCAGAGAAACGGCAUAAGGGUAAUCUGCAAGCUCCUGGCCUCUAAGAGUGAGAGUAUCCGGGUCCAGGCACUCAAAGUUCUGGGCUACUUCCUCAAGCACCUUGGUCACAAGAGAAAGGUUGAGAUCAUGCACACACACAGCCUAUUCACGCUGCUGGGAGAGAGGCUGAUGAUGCACACCAACACCGUCUCUAUCACCACCUACAAUACUCUGUAUGAGAUUCUGACUGAGCAGGUCUGCACUCAGGUGGUUCACAAACCACACCCAGACCCCGACUCCACUGUCAAGAUCCAGAAUCCCAUGAUUCUGAAAGUGGUGGCCACCUUGCUGAAGAACUCCAGUCCCAGUGUGGAGCUGAUGGAAGUCAGGAGACUUUUUCUUUCUGACAUGAUAAAACUCUUCAGUAACAGCCGCGAGAACCGCCGCUGCUUGCUGCAGUGCUCCGUGUGGCAGGACUGGAUGUUCUCCCUCGGAUACAUCAACCCCAAGAACCCAGAAGAGCAGAAAAUAACCGAGAUGGUGUACAACAUAUUUAGGAUCCUUCUCUACCAUGCCAUCAAAUACGAAUGGGGAGGAUGGAGGGUCUGGGUGGACACCCUUUCAAUAGCACACUCCAAGGUGACCUAUGAAGCCCAUAAGGAGUAUUUGGCGAAGAUGUAUGAGGAGUACCAGCGACAGGAGGAGGAAAACAUGAAGAAGGGAAAGAAAGGCUCAGUUUCCACCAUCUCCGGCCUCUCUGCCACACCUGCGCCUGUCGUCAAUGGCAACUUGGAGAUCGAUGACAACUCCCAGACGCAGACACCUGAGAGUGAGGCGGAGUACAGCGAGGGGGCCGCCGCAGACUCGCGCAACCUCCUCGCAGAAGGCGCGGUGAAGAGACCUAACGGAGAAACACUGACACCUGGGGAGCAAAGUGCAGGUCCAGGCGUGAGAGUGGAGGUCCAUGACCUUCUGGUAGACAUUAAAGCAGAGAAAGUAGAAGCCACGGAAGUAAAGCUGGAUGACCUGGACCUGUCUCCCGAAGGUCUUGGUGGAAGUGUAGGUGGAGGAGGUGGGGGAGGAAUGGAAAAUGGACCUCUGGUUGAGGUAGAUUCUCUCUUGGACAGUGCUUAUUGCAGUGUGGUUCAGAACCUAAAUGGGAAUCUGGCGCCUAAAGAUGACACAUCUGGUUCGGGGGUUGGAAUGGGGACAAACCUCGGGCUUUCAGGAGUCAGCCUAGAUGAUGAUGGGAACAUGGGUCCCCUCAUCACAUUGGCCGAUGAGAAAGACAGUGUCCCGAGCAACAACGGAUUUCUCUUCAGUAAGGUUGAUGAGAAGUUGCUUCCAGCUUUGGCAGCCACAGACCCCCUCGUACUGCCCAGUCCAGACCAGCCCACUCCAUCCGGCCCAGCCCCAGCUCACUCCACCACCAGCGCCAGUGAUGACCUCAGCCUGCUGGCCCACAUGACCAGCUGCGGCUCUGAUUUAACACAGACCCAAAGCCACACUACCGGUGAACUUCCAGAGGACGGGCCCUUCAAGAUCCAAAGCCCUCUUGCUGACAUCAGCUCAAUUGCUGAGGCUGAGAGCCAGACCCAGGGAACCUCUAGACCAGAUUUCCCAGAGGGAGAGGGCACAGCCGGUGCAGACGCAGAGACUGCAGGGCUUAAGACUGGAGGAGAUACAGCCAGCACCACCUCUGACACAGAGAGGUCAGAUGAUGGGAAAGACAAGGACACAAAGAAGAUCCAAACUACUGCAACCACUCAGGCCCUCCACGGUCGCACUGCAGCCCAGUUGGAGAGGGACCUACGCGUCGAUUUGGGUUUCAGGGGUAUGCCCAUGACGGAGGAGCAGCGGCGUCAGUUCAGCCCAGGCCCGCGCACAACCAUGUUCCGAAUCCCAGAAUUCAAGUGGUCUCCAAUGCACCAGAGGUUGCUCACUGACCUGCUGUUUGCCCUGGAGACAGAUGUGCAUGUGUGGAGGAGCCACUCCACGAAGUCGGUGAUGGACUUUGUGAACAGCAAUGAAAACAUCAUCUUCGUCCACAACACGAUCCACCUCAUUUCUCAGAUGGUGGACAACAUCAUCAUUGCCUGUGGAGGCAUUCUGCCUCUCCUGUCUGCUGCCACCUCCCCUUCUAAUUCUAAGAGUAGUGCCAACACUAAGGCAGGAGGAGCCGGACCCCAGAGGGGGUCAAAGGGAGAGGAGGUGACCCCUGUUCCUGGGGGAGGAGGCGCAGGGGGAGAGACGGAGUUGGAGAACAUCGAGGCGACGCAGGGGAUGUCUUCAGAGACGGCCGUCACUUUCCUCUCUCGUCUCAUGGCCAUGGUGGACGUGCUGGUGUUUGCCAGCUCCCUCAACUUCAGUGAGAUUGAAGCGGAGAAGAACAUGUCAUCAGGAGGGCUGAUGAGGCAGUGCCUCCGCCUCGUAUGUUGUGUGGCGGUUAGGAACUGCCUGGAGUGCAGGCAGAGACAGAGAGAUCGGAGUUGCAAGUCCUCCUUAACCAGCAGCAAGUCACAGGACAGCCUCCACAGUGCCUCCACCGCCAGCAAGCAGGAUCCAGACAGACUUCUCCAGGAUGUAGACAUUAAUCGUCUCCGAGCUGUGGUUUUCAGAGAUGUGGAUGACAGUAAGCAGGCUCAGUUUCUGGCGCUGGCAGUUGUUUACUUUAUCUCAGUUCUCAUGGUUUCGAAGUACCGGGACAUUUUGGAGCCCCAGCGAGAGAUUGGCAGAUCUACCAGCUUAUCCGGGAGAAGCAUCCGCCACGAGAUUAACUCCCCAACCAGUACAGAACAUCCAUCCACAGCCUUCUCCGACCGCGACAAACAGACCCCCACCCCUGUGGAUGACUCCCCACGUGCCGGCCUUCCACACACAGACUCGGGCAUUGGAGAAGAGGGUCAUGUGAGCGGAUCGCUAAACGGUUCGGAGAUGGGUCUUGGACUCGGGCUCGGCCUGGUGGGGAGAGAGACGGAUAAAGACAGAGACAGAGACAUCGGAGGAGGAAGUGGGGGAGGAGGCACAGAUCUGUUAUGCAGUCUGUCAUCUGAUGUUAGAAGGUCACAGGAGAGCCUUUUGGAUUCUCCCCAUAACCCCGGCUCCACCCCCAACACUAGUCAAGCCCCGCCUUCAUCCAUCUCCAGCAUCAGUCAAACAAACAAAGGCAUCAAUGUCAAGGAAAUCCUGAAGAGCCUGGUGGCAGCUCCCGUUGAUGGAGGGGACUUGGGGCAGGAGUCUGGGCCAACUCCCUAUCACCCAGACCCUGCCUUGAAGACGCACCCCAUGCUGCCCAUGCAGUUCCACUCCUUCGACAGGAGUGUCGUGGUUCCAGUCAAAAAGCCUCCACCCGGCAGCCUGUCAGUCAACACUGUGGGCACGCCCACCACUAGCGGGGGAGCCUCAGCUGGCAGCACACCCAACAUUUUUGCUGCUGCAACAGCAACACCCAAGAGCAUGAUCAACACUACAGGUGCCGCAGAUUCGGCCUCCUCAUCCUCAUCUUCCUCUUCAUCCUUUGUCAAUGGUGCAACUAGUAAGAAUCUGCCAGCGGUGCAGACAGUGGCACCCAUGCCGGAAGACACCAUGGAGAAUAUGAGUGCCUAUUGUGAGGUGGCGCAGUGUGCGCUGCGCAGCGGUCAGACGCCCCCUGAGCUCAAGUCUUUUAGCUCUCUGGCUGGCUUCCAGGCAGCCCCCCGAGAUGCAGGACAGUGUUUUAGUAUCACCACAAAGCUGGAGCGCGCUUUGGAGAAGGUGGCCCCUUUGCUCAGGGAGAUAUUUGUGGACUUUGCUCCGUUCCUGUCCAGGACGCUGCUGGGUAGCCAUGGGCAGGAGCUGCUCAUAGAAGGUCUGGUGUGUAUGAAGUCUAGCACGUCUGUGGUGGAGCUCGUAAUGCUGCUCUGUUCUCAGGAGUGGCAGAACUCCAUUCAGAAGAAUGCCGGACUCGCUUUCAUUGAGCUUAUCAAUGAGGGAAGACUCCUGUGCCAUGCCAUGAAGGAUCAUAUUGUGCGGGUUGCCAAUGAAGCAGAGUUCAUCCUGAACAGACAGAGGGCUGAGGAUGUACACAAACAUGCUGAAUUUGAGUCUAACUGUGCGCAGUACGCUGCAGACCGAAGGGAGGAGGAGAAAAUGUGUGAUCACCUCAUCAGCGCCGCUAAGCACAGAGAUCAUGUGACUGCUAACCAGCUGAAACAGAAGAUCCUCAACAUCCUGACCAAUAAGCACGGAGCAUGGGGAACAAUGUCACAGAGCCAAUUACACGACUUCUGGCGUCUAGACUACUGGGAGGACGACCUCAGGAGGAGACGGAGAUUCGUGCGAAAUGCCUUUGGAUCUACUCACGCCGACGUGCUGCUCAAAGCUCUCGAUGAGUACAGUACAGAAGACGAGGAGAAGGGACUCAAAAAAAAGAAUUUCCGGAGUCAGUCGGUGGUCACCCAAAACCCGGAGGCAGAGCUCAUGCUGGAGGGAGACGAUGACGCUGUUAGUCUGCUGCAGGAAAAAGAGAUCGAUAACCUCGCUGGUCCGGUGGUUCUGAGUACUCCAGCUCAGUUGGUAGCACCAGUGGUGGUGGCUCGAGGCACUCUGUCCAUCACUACUACUGAGAUCUACUUUGAGGUAGAUGAAGAAGAUACUGCGUUUAAGAAGAUGGACCCUAAAGUGCUUGCCUACUCGGAGGGUUUGCAUGGCAAAUGGAUGUUCAGCGAGAUCCGAGCUGUGUUCUCCAGACGAUACCUGCUACAGAACACUGGACUAGAAGUCUUCAUGGCCAACAGAACAUCUGUGAUGUUUAACUUCCCCGACCAGGCCACCGUUAAACGGGUGGUCUACAGUCUCCCGCGGGUCGGUGUAGGAACGAGUUACGGUCUGCCACAGGCCAGGCGGAUUUCCUUGGCCACUCCUCGCCAGCUGUUCAAGUCAUCCAACAUGACGCAGCGCUGGCAGCGGAGAGAGAUCUCCAACUUUGAGUACCUCAUGUUCCUCAACACUAUUGCAGGGAGGACCUAUAAUGAUUUGAACCAGUACCCUGUCUUCCCAUGGGUCUUGACCAACUAUGAUUCAGAGGAGCUCGAUCUCACACUACCGGGCAACUUCAGAGACCUUUCCAAGCCAAUCGGUGCCCUGAAUCCCAAACGAGCAGCAUUUUAUGCUGAGCGCUACGAGACAUGGGACGAUGACAGCGCACCUCCUCACCACUACACAACCUUAUACUCCACAGCUCAUUCAACACUGAUGUGGAUGCUCAGAAUAGAGCCCUUUACCACAUUUUUCCUCAGCGCUAAUGAUGGUAAGUUCGACCAUCCAGAGAGAGCCUUUUCUGGCAUCGGUCGCUCGUGGAGGAACUGCCAGAGGGACACGGCUGAUGUGAAGGAGCUGAUCCCAGAGUUCUACUACUUGCCCGAGAUGUUUGUCAACAGUAAUGAGUAUGAGCUCGGGAUGCGCGAAGAUGCAGUUCCUGUAAGUGAUGUGGAGCUUCCCGUCUGGGCCAAGAAACCCGAGGACUUUGUUCGCAUUAACCGCAUGGCAUUGGAGAGCGAGUUCGUGUCGUGCCAGCUUCACCAGUGGAUUGAUCUAAUAUUUGGCUACAAGCAGCGAGGGCCAGAAGCAGUGCGAGCUCUCAAUGUGUUCAACUUCUUAUCCUACGAGGGAGCUGUCACCCUAGACAAUCUAGAUGCUGUCCAGCGUGAGCUGAUUGAGGCCCAGAUUCAGCUUUGUGGUCAGGUGCCCUCCCAGCUGCUGAUCGAGCCACACCCACCUCGGUCCUCCGCCAUGCACCUGUGUUUCCUUCCCCAGAGCCCUCUGAUGUUUAAGGAUCAGAUGCAGCAGGAUGUCAUCAUGGUGCUCAAGUUUCCCUCCAACUCUCCCGUGACACACGUUGCGGCCAACACGCUCCCCCACCUCAGCAUACCAGCAGCCGUGACGGUCACAUGUAGCCGGCUGUUCGCCGUAAACCGCUGGCACAACACUGUCGGCCUCCGUGGAGCUCCAGGAUACUCCCUAGAACAAGCUCAUCAUCUGCCCAUUGAGAUGGACCCUCUCAUUGCAAACAACUCAGGCGUGAACAAGCGUCAGAUCACUGACCUGGUGGACCAGAGCAUCCAAAUUAACACACACUGUUUCGUGGUUACUGCUGAUAACCGUUACAUCCUCGUCUGCGGCUUCUGGGACAAGAGCUUCCGCGUUUACUCCACAGAAACUGGAAAGCUGACCCAGAUAGUUUUUGGCCACUGGGAUGUGGUGACGUGUCUGGCUAGGUCAGAGUCUUACAUUGGAGGAGACUGCUACAUCGUGUCAGGAUCCAGAGAUGCCACUCUUCUUCUGUGGUACUGGAGUGGGCGGCACCAUAUUAUAGGGGACAACCCUAACAACAGUGACUAUCCUGCUCCCAGAGCAGUACUGACAGGACAUGACCACGAGGUGGUGUGUGUGUCCGUCUGCGCGGAGCUGGGAUUGGUUAUUAGUGGAGCCAAAGAGGGCCCGUGCCUCGUCCACACUAUCACAGGGGACCUGCUCAGAGCCCUGGAGGGUCCAGAGCUGUGCCAGCAGCCACGCCUCAUCUCGGUGUCCAGCGAGGGACACUGCAUCAUCUACUAUGAGAGAGGCCGCUUCUGCAACUUCAGCAUAAAUGGAAAACUGCUGGCACAAAUGGAGGUCAACGAUUCGACGCGGGCAAUCCUGUUGAGUAGUGACGGGCAGAAUUUGGUGACAGGAGGCGAUAAUGGAGUUGUUGAGGUGUGGCAGGCGUGUGACUUCAAACAGCUUUACAUCUAUCCGGGCUGUGACGCCGGAAUCCGUGCCAUGGACCUAUCACAUGACCAGAGGACUUUGAUCACUGGCAUGGCGUCUGGCAGCAUUGUGGCAUUCAACAUAGACUUCAACCGCUGGCACUACGAACACCAGAACAGGUACUGAGGACAGUGGACAGUGCGAGGAAGAGGACGAUGGAGAGAGGAGAGGAGGUGAUGCAUUCUGCUGUGUAUCUGCAGCACAGGGGAAACUACAGGUUCAGAGACGAAGGAAAAACAAGUACCGGACCUUAGGCUGUAUUCCCUUGUGAAGUUCACUUGAUUUUAGGACACGACAGCGCUGGUGGAAACGGCUUCCUCUGUGCAUACGUGUAUGUACGCGCACACACGUGUGUAACCACAGACACUUAAUACCCAGAAGAUACACACCAAAACCUGCUAAUAGAAUAAGAAGACUGCAGAGUGGGGAAGGGGGGGAGCAAGGUGAGCAGAUAUCGUAGAGGUCCUUCAUACCUGUACCACUCACAGGACUGGUACAUUUGCUGUUCCUCAAAGAGAUCCUAGGUUUUCUUUUCUUUUCUUUUGGUUAUGUUUAACAUUUUACUUUUCAUUUGAGGAGAUGCCAGCACAUCGAUUAUUGGGUGGAUCAUUAAUGAAAUAUGUAUCUAAACUGAUAAGAAAUGGUCAGAAAUGAACCAGCUCUACCCAUUGUUCAAAAACAGGUGCUAUUGGCUUGAUCUUAAAUUCACCCUUGAAAAAUUGCUGGAAGGUCUAAUUUUUUAAAAUUGUUUAAUCUUGUUUAAUUUCACCUGUUUUAUUCUUUUCUUUUUUUUUUUUUUGAAUAUUCAUUUAGUUUUUUUUGUUCUUUACCCUCAGCAGGCUUAAAUCAGAUUUUUAUGUAAAUAAGGCUCUGCCUCCUUCAGAGUCUACACUUCUACUUUCACUACACGAACUGCGCUUAUCACCUUUAAUUUAUUAAUGACUUGCUGUAUGUAAAAUACUGUGUAAUAAUUAUUAUAAUGUUGACAAGGCUGAUGGUAAUAACGGUGGUAAAUGUUUUGCCGGGGAAGGUAAUGAUAAAGAGGUCUUACCAGUGCCACCAAGGAUGACGAACACAAGACUGACAUGAUUUCCUUUGUAUAUUUGGUGAUCGUUCUGUCAAAUAUGUACAUAUAGUCUCGGUUCAGGCUUGGCGGGAGACUUGAUCAGCUGAAUAAGACUGGAAGCGCAAACUUUCACUUACCCACAUUUGUUGAUUAUUUAAAAAAAAAAACAAAAAAAAGAGAGAGAAUCAAAUCAAUGUAAAAGUUUGUUUUGUAUUUGCACUUUGCACCAAUCACAUAUCAUUAUUUAUUAGCUUGGUUCUUUCUGGUCGGCUGCCAUUUUGUUUAGGUCCAUUUUCCUACGGGAUUAUUUGUGCAUUGAUGUUUGUAUUUAAAACGUUGAGCUCAUGUGUGAUUAUAAGUUUUACAACCUCACAGUUGUAAGCAAUAUCAUGAUUCUGUAGCUGAUAGAGGCGGGACGGAGGGCGGAGAGAGAGGAUGAAAUGUGAGAUGUACCGUAUGUGUGAAGCCAUCUUGAUCAAAUGCGCACAUGCACAUACUCUAUCGACAGGUUCAACUUACGUAUCCAAAAAAAGGUUAAAUAUUUUUGGAUCUAUGAAACCCUAAAAAAAACUAUUGUAUUCAUGUUUUAUUGCAAAGAUGUAAAAUAUGACGUGUGAGUUGGAAAAAAAAUCAUGAUAAGAAAAUAAAAUAUGCAAAGAA
Molecule: messenger RNA, 11168 nt
Organism: Oreochromis aureus
Lineage: Eukaryota; Metazoa; Chordata; Actinopteri; Cichliformes; Cichlidae
Gene: nbeaa
Product: neurobeachin a
Exons: 61
Coding region: 416-9568 (3050 amino acids)
Biological process (GO): intracellular protein localization
Cellular component (GO): membrane; cytosol
Molecular function (GO): protein kinase binding
Source: RefSeq, a predicted model, not a curated record